CGCCAUCCCCAGCUCCAUGGCCGCAAGCCAGAAGCUGCUGGAGCAUCCAUCCAUCCUUCCCAUCCUGCUCUCGAGCUCCAAGCCUCCAACCCGACCGCGCCUGCUCAGCUAGCCGGGGACGAACCGAGCAGCAUCCAUGGCCGUGUUGGUGGCGAGGCAGGGGCGCGAGCUGCAGCGCUACAGCCAGCGCACCGGCGGGCGCAUCGUGGUGGGCUGCAUCCCGUACCGCGUGCGGUGCGACGGCGAGCUGGAGGUGCUGGUGAUCACAUCGCAGAAGGGGCACGGCAUGAUGUUCCCCAAGGGCGGGUGGGAGGAGGACGAGUCCAUGGACGAGGCCGCCCGGCGCGAGGCCCUCGAGGAGGCCGGCGUCCUCGGCGACACCGAGCCGGUGCUCGGCUUCUGGCACUACAAGAGCCGCCGCUACGUCGACCAGACCUACGAGGGCUUCAUGUUCCCGCUCCGCGUCGCCGACGAGCUCCACCAGUGGCCCGAGAUGGCCUCCCGCAAGCGCACCUGGGCAACGGUGAACCAGGUGAUGGACGGGUGCUCGCACUGGUGGAUGCGGGAGGCGCUCGAGAAGCUCGUCGCCCGGCACGCCAUGGCCAUGCUGCAGUCCGCUCUCUGAUCCGGAGAGGACCACGCCGCCGGCGUACUCCCGCAAGAAAGGAUCGGCAGCACCAACCCCCACGCUGGGGCGCGCGCGCGCGUCGUCACGCCUCCCUCGGUGCAGCGGCAGGCCGGCCGGCGCUCCGGCGCUCGGAUUUGGUCGCCCUCACCGGAGAGACGGCGGCGCGCCGCGCGGGUGGAUGCUGGCGGUGCUUUCUUGACUCCUCCUGGGACGCGGAGUCGUCGCUGCGGCAGAUUUUAAAAUAAUCUUAGCGAGCAAAUGAUUGGACGAAAUGUGAACAACACCAAACAGGACACAUCAUAGAGAGCAGCAGCGCAUGGGAAAAAAAUCGCGAUUCUUUGCAGUAACAGAACAAAGUGUAAAUUAGUGCUAGUAACUUCGUUUCUUGGUGCCAGAAUUGAAUGAAACAGCUGUUCAAAAGAAACUUUCCACACUUAA
Molecule: messenger RNA, 1066 nt
Organism: Panicum hallii
Lineage: Eukaryota; Viridiplantae; Streptophyta; Magnoliopsida; Poales; Poaceae
Product: nudix hydrolase 18, mitochondrial-like
Exons: 2
Coding region: 137-625 (162 amino acids)
Cellular component (GO): cytoplasm; nucleus
Molecular function (GO): pyrophosphatase activity
Source: RefSeq, a predicted model, not a curated record